Molecule: messenger RNA, 3407 nt
Organism: Suricata suricatta (meerkat)
Lineage: Eukaryota; Metazoa; Chordata; Mammalia; Carnivora; Herpestidae
Product: zinc finger protein 432-like
Biological process (GO): negative regulation of transcription by RNA polymerase II
Molecular function (GO): DNA-binding transcription repressor activity, RNA polymerase II-specific
Source: RefSeq, a predicted model, not a curated record
CCCCCAGGGCGCCGCGCGCACCUCUGACCUCAUAAGGGAGAGUCGGAAACCCGUAGUCCGUUCCCCAUGGAAACGCGCCAGAAACGCCGCUGAGCCCCGUCAGGUGUUCCCGGGAGAGGAGGCUGGGCGAGGAAACUAGAGCGAAGGAAGUUUGGGGAAGUCCUGGCAAGGGACAAGAAAUGAAUGAAGAAAGAGGAGGCUCCAGGACCUAGCCAGUGUCAUUUCUGGAGCACUUUCGACUGGCGGCUCGAUUUCCAACUAGAAGUUUAGGGCCUCUCCAGAAGAGACAAAGACAGACUAUUCCAGUUCCUGGCCAUUUCUCAGAACAGAAGAAAAUGAUCAAUGCCCAGGAAUCGCUGACUCUGGAGGACGUGGCCGUGGACUUCUCCCGGGAGGAGUGGCAGCUCCUGGGCCCCGCCCAGAAGGACCUGUACCGGGACGUGAUGCUGGAGAACUACAGGAACCUGGUGUCGCUGGGGUAUCAAGCCAGCACACCAGACGCGCUCUGCAUGCUGGAACGAGGGGAAGGACCGUGGGCGACGGGAGAGGCGGUGCGCGGAGGAGCCCGUCCAGAAACUAGGAAAGUUGAUAAUCACCUGCAGGGUCACUGGGGAGAUCAAAGAAUGCUGAAAGGUAUGGAACUGUACCCCGAACACCACGCAUUUGGAAAUACCGUUCCUCAAAGCAGAAGUCAUUUUCCUUUCAAGGAAAAUCAUAUGUUUGAGUUCUGUAUAAAAACUUUGAAAUCAAAUUUAAGUUUAACCAAUCAGAGAAAAAUCUAUGAAAUUAAGAGCUCUACUAAAGUCAAUGGAAAUGAGAAAUCAUUUCUGCAUGGUAAGCAUGAAGAUUUUCAUUCUGUGGUUAAAUUCCCUGUAAAUGCAAAACCCGUCAGCAACAAGUUCCAAGUCACUAGGCAUCCGAGAACUCGUGAAAUGGAGAAAGCCCACGUGUGUGGUGAAUGUGGAAAAGGCUUCAUUAAGAAGUCUCAGCUGACAGAUCAUCACAGAGUUCAUACAGGAGAGAAACCUUAUGGGUGCAAUAUUUGUGCAAAAGUUUUCUCCAGAAAGUCCAGGCUCAAUGAACAUCAGAGAAUUCAUAAAAGAGAGAAAUCCUUUAUAUGCAAUGAUUGUGGAAAGGUCUUUACCAUGAAGAGCCGUCUAAUUGAACACCAGCGAACUCACACCGGAGAGAAACCCUACGUAUGCAGCGAGUGUGGCAAAGGUUUCCCAGGGAAGCGUAAUCUCAUUGUGCACCAGCGAAAUCAUACUGGAGAGAAGUGCUAUGUGUGCAGUGAAUGCGGAAAAGGCUUCACUGGGAAGAGCAUGCUCAUCAUACACCAGCGAACUCACACCGGGGAGAAACCCUACAUCUGCAGCGAAUGUGGGAAAGGCUUCACCACGAAGCACUAUGUCAUCAUACAUCAGCGGAAUCACACAGGGGAGAAACCCUACCUAUGCAAUGAAUGUGGGAAAGGCUUCACCAUGAAGAGUCGACUGAUUGAACAUCAGCGAACUCACACCGGAGAGAAACCCUAUGUAUGUGAUGAAUGUGGAAAAGGCUUUCCCAGGAAGAGUAAUCUCAUUGUGCAUCAGAGAAAUCAUACGGUAGAGAAGUCCUAUGUGUGCAGUGAAUGCGGAAAAGGCUUCACUGUGAAGAGCAUGCUGAUCAUACACCAGCGAACUCACACCGGGGAGAAGCCCUACAUCUGCAGUGAAUGUGGGAAAGGCUUCCCCUUGAAGAGUCGGCUGGUCGUACAUCAGCGAACACAUACUGGAGAGAAACCUUACAGAUGCAGUGAAUGUGGGAAAGGUUUCAUUGUGAAUAGUGGGCUGAUGUUACACCAGCGAACUCACACUGGAGAGAAACCCUAUAUAUGCAAUAAAUGUGGGAAAGGCUUUGCCUUCAAGAGCAAUCUUGUGGUACACCAGCGAACUCAUACUGGAGAGAAACCCUUCAUGUGCAGUGAGUGUGGAAAAGGAUUCACCAUGAAACGCUAUCUCAUUGUACAUCAGCAAAUCCAUACAGGAGAGAAAUCCUAUGUCUGCAGCGAAUGUGGUAAAGCCUUUGCUGUGGAAACCGAGCUCAUUUUACAUCAGCAAAUUCAUACUGGAGAGAAACCUUAUGCAUGCAAUGAAUGUGGGAAAGGCUUCGCUGUGAAAAGCCGUCUAACCGUUCAUCAACGAACGCAUACAGGAGAGAAACCUUUUAUAUGCAGUGAAUGUGGAAAAGCGUUCUCCUCAAAGAGAAAUCUUAUUGUACAUCAGAGAACUCAUAUUGGAAACAAACCCUAAUGAUACAGCGAACAGAAAUCCUACACGUGUGGUGAGUGUGGAAAAGGCUUCACCAUGAAGCGCUAUCUGAUUGCACAUCAGCGAACGCAUAGUGGAGAGAAGCCUUAUGUCUGUGAUGAAUGUGGAAAAGGCUUCACCGUGAAGAGCAACCUCAUUGUGCAUCAGCGAACUCACACAGGGGAGAAACCCUAUAUAUGCACUGAAUGUGGCAAAGGCUUCACCAUGAAGCGCUAUCUUGUUGUACAUCAGCGAACUCACACUGGAGAGAAACCCUAUAUAUGCAGUGAAUGUGGGAAAGGCUUCACCGUGAAGAGUAAUCUCAUUGUGCAUCAGCGAUCUCAUACUGGGGAAAAAUCUUACAUGUGCCCUGAAUGUGGAAAAGGCUUCACCACAAAGCGCACCCUCAUUAUCCAUCAACGAACUCACACAGGAGAGAAAUCUUACUUAUGUAAUGAAUGUGGAAAAGGCUUCACCACAAAGCGCACCCUCAUUAUCCAUCAGCGAACUCAUACAGGAGAGAAACCCUAUGAAUGCAGGGAGUGUGGUAAAGCUUUCAGCCAGAAGAUCUGCCUCAUACAACAUGAGAGAUGUCAUACAGGAAAGACUCCCUUUGUGUGUACUGAGUGUGGCAAAUCCUAUUCUCACAAAUACGGUCUCAUUACCCAUCAGAGAAUUCACACGGGGGAGAAACCCUAUGAGUGUAGGGAAUGCGGGAAAGCCUUCACCACAAAGUCAGUACUCAACGUCCAUCAAAGAACUCACACAGGAGAGCGACCGUAUGGAUGCAGUGAUUGUGAGAAAACCUUCUCCCACCUGUCAAACCUUGUUAAACAUAAGAAAAUGCACAUGAGAGAAAUGGUAGAUUCAGUCAAGUUGGAAAUUCCUUUAGCACAGUCACAUCUCAUUAUGAGUGAACCCCUGUAAAACAAAAACUCUUUGAAUGUGAUUGUGGAAAUGCCUUCUGUGGCCACCAAGACUUCGUUAAACAUUAGUGUUGCCAGCGGAUUGGAAUGUAACUGGGGUCCUGCCUGUUGUCAUAUGUGUGCCUUGAGAUUAAAGAACCUGUCCAGGAGGUGAUAAACCUGGUGAAUACAGUGGAUGUAGUGCCUUCUGUGA